Molecule: messenger RNA, 2372 nt
Organism: Nestor notabilis (Kea)
Lineage: Eukaryota; Metazoa; Chordata; Aves; Psittaciformes; Psittacidae
Gene: BICD2
Product: bicaudal D homolog 2 (Drosophila)
Exons: 5
Biological process (GO): microtubule anchoring at microtubule organizing center; regulation of microtubule cytoskeleton organization; protein localization to organelle
Cellular component (GO): Golgi apparatus; cytosol
Molecular function (GO): dynactin binding; cytoskeletal adaptor activity; dynein complex binding
Source: RefSeq, a predicted model, not a curated record
GUCAAUCAGAAUGUGGAGAUCCAAAGGACCCGUCUACGAGAUGAUAUUAAGGAAUAUAAAUUCAGAGAAGCACGUUUGCUGCAAGACUACACUGAGCUUGAAGAGGAAAACAUCUGUCUCCAGAAACAAGUGUCUGUCCUGAAGCAAAACCAGGUGGAGUUUGAAGGCCUGAAACAUGAAAUCAAAAGGCUUGAAGAGGAAACAGAAUUUCUCAACAGCCAGCUAGAAGAUGCCAUACGGCUGAAGGAAAUCUCCGAACGGCAGCUUGAGGAAGCCUUAGAGACACUGAAGACAGAGCGGGAGCAGAAGAACAACCUUCGUAAGGAGCUCUCUCACUACAUGAACAUCAAUGAUUCCAUGUACAACAGCCACCUGAAUAUCUCUUUAGAUGGUCUUAAGUUCAGUGAUGAAGCUACAGAGCCCAAUAAUGAUGAAAUCAUGAAUGGAUUCGAACAAAACUGCCUCAGCAAACUCAGCAAUGGCAAGAAUAGUACAUCAACACCCAAGAAAAAUGAAAGCUUCCCACCAGCCCCAAGUCUGGUUUCAGAUCUUCUAAGUGAAUUAAACAUUUCUGAAAUCCAGAAGCUGAAACAACAGCUUGUACAGAUGGAAAGAGAAAAGGUGAACCUGUUAACAACAUUACAGGAAUCGCAGAAGCAGCUGGAAAACACACGAGGGGCCCUCUCAGAGCAGCAUGAGAAAGUUGGCAGACUCACAGAAAACUUAAAUGCAAUGAAGAAACUCCAGGUCAGCAAGGAACAUCAGUCUGCGCUUGACAAUGAGAAGGACCGAGACAGCCAUGAAGAUGGAGACUAUUAUGAAGUUGACAUCAAUGGGCUGGAGAUCCUGGAAUGCAAGUACAAAGUGGCUGUGGCAGAAAUUACUGACCUAAAAGAAGAGCUCAAAAAUCUUAAGGCCAAAUACAAAGAAUGUGAGUCUAAGUAUGAGGAAGAGAAGAGCAGAUAUGAGACUGAGAGCCAAGCUCUCAGUGAAAAGGUCACCUCCCUAGAAAAAUCCAGUAGGCAUGAUAGAGAACAGGUGGCCAGGCUGGAGAAAGAGCUGAAGAAAGUCAGUGAUGUUGCCGGAGAAACACAGGGUAGCCUCAGCUUGGCCCAAGAUGAACUAGUCACCUUCAGUGAAGAACUGGCCAAUUUAUAUCACCAUGUCUGCAUGUGCAACAAUGAAACUCCAAACAGAGUGAUGCUGGAUUACUACAAGGAAGGUAAAGGUGGACGCAGUAGCCCAGAGGCCAAGGGAAGAAGGUCUCCCAUUCUCCUUUCUAAGGGGCUGUUAACUAUAGAGCUAGGAAAAGUAGAGAAUGGAAGUGGUGACAGCAGUCCAUCUCCAGUGUCAUCGCUGCCAUCACCUGUGUCAGAUCCUCAGAAGGAACCAAUGAAUAUUUACAACUUGAUUGCUAUAAUCCGGGAUCAGAUCAAACACCUGCAAGCUGCUGUGGACAGAACCACCGAGUUGUCCAGGCAGCGUGUUGCCACUCAGGAACUGGGGCCAGUGGUGGACAAAGACAAGGAAGCACUCAUGGAAGAAAUCCUGAAGUUGAAGUCCCUGCUGAGCACCAAAAGAGAACAGAUAGCAACUCUGAGAACUGUGCUGAAGGCCAACAAACAGACUGCAGAAGUAGCCCUUGCCAACCUAAAAAGCAAGUAUGAAAAUGAGAAAGCUAUGGUUACAGAGACCAUGAUGAAGCUACGAAAUGAGCUGAAGGCUUUGAAAGAAGAUGCUGCUACCUUCUCUUCCCUGAGAGCAAUGUUUGCUACAAGAUGUGACGAGUAUGUCACACAGUUGGAUGAAAUGCAGCGGCAGCUUGCAGCAGCUGAGGAUGAGAAGAAGACUCUGAACUCCUUGCUUCGGAUGGCUAUCCAGCAGAAACUGGCAUUGACCCAGCGCCUGGAACAUUUGGAGCUUGACCAUGAGCAGUCCAAAAGGGCGCGCACAAAAUCUGCUUCCAAAGCCAAGAGCAGUAACCCAGGCGUAAGUCAUAUUCAGUCCUGCGGAGACAGGUCUGAAGGAUCUGUCCUUAACAACCAGGUGUUUUGUAAUGAGAAAUAUAAAAUCUAUUGUGACUAGGACAGGUAUGUAGAAAAAUCACAUUAUGCAUCUUAUUUUAUGCUGUAACUGUCAGCGUAAAUCCCCACUAUCUAAUGUCGCAGUGAGUUGACUUGUACUAGUAUGUUGUUGAACCAGGUAAUACAAAUUGUAUUAUGGUGGUCUUAACUGUAACUAAUUCAUAAGUAUGGGGAUGCUGUUAACAAGUUAAUAGUGGAAAGGAAUUAGCUUUUUUCCACAAUUAACAUGUAUGGGUUUUGCUGUUUAUGGUAAAUGUUAAGAGUUCACCUGAUAUAGCAUAUCUGGUG